This is a messenger RNA of Caenorhabditis elegans, 1119 nucleotides long. RefSeq lists its product as uncharacterized. NCBI's taxonomy places the organism in Eukaryota, Metazoa, Nematoda, Chromadorea, Rhabditida, Rhabditidae. Bases 59 to 1054 code for a protein of 331 amino acids. The transcript is spliced from 10 exons. The record is from RefSeq and is marked reviewed.
AUUGUUUAACGAGAUCCUCAACAAAAAACGGUGACAGACAGAACAAAAGGCAAUUGAAAUGAGGGACAUGCAACCCCCGUCAAUGGGACUCAAUGGAUUUGGCAGAAGAAGUCACAACUUUUCAUCGCCGUCUCUCGUCGAUUACAGAUCUCAGCCGCAUCAUUACGGAUCCCAACCAAGCAUAGUACAGAACGGAGGAAGCCAGUCUCCACCAGACUACGCCUUAUUGUUCGACGCACCAGUUGUUGUUCUCAGAUCUAAAAAGCCAAGCACCGUACGAUCAGCAAAAGAAGAAUCAAGGCUACGAUCUCAACAGCCACCAAGCAACAUUCAACGAGUUCAGGCAAUCCGUAGCCGUCCACAGUCCACUGCAUCUUACAACAGUUUAGCUUCAUCCGGAAUGGAAAAUCUCCAGUGGCGAAAUUCAGUUAUGUCCUCUGUGACUCCAGAUAAUCGCCGGCAUACGCUGUACGACGAAGAAGACAACCCACGAGUGGCACGAUUGGAAUAUUUUCAAGGAGAAGAGAGUGAAAUGUUGAAACGUGGCCAAGAUCAAGCGACAAAACUUCUGGAAUGGUACAAAGAACGUCUGCUUUCGGUUCAGAAAAAAGCGAGGCUCUUGAAACAAGGGAGUGUCUCACUGGAUCCCGCUGUACAUGAGCAGAAGCUCAACUUUCUCCGAGCCCACAUCACAGAGCUCAACCGUCGUAUUUUGGCAGUGAUGGAGACUAGUGAUAAAGGAUUCCCGACGCACCAUAACAGAACGGCUUCAAAUGGCCCGUCUACAGGUGCUAACGAUGACCAGCUUGUGUGGCUCCAUCGUCAAAAUCAGCGAUUGAAUCAGGAGCUGGCGGAAAAGUCGAGAAUGAUAGAUCAGCUGAAAAAAGAAAAUGAGAUGGUUAAAAAGAGUCAAGUACAAAGAGUAGAAAGAAAUGUUCCAAUCCAACGACCUUCUGCGUUUGUGAGGCCUGCUUAUCAAAUCCCCACAAUCAUCAAUAACAACAAUUAUCCGAAAAACCCAUCACCGCAUAAGAUUUAUGAUACUUUGAUGUAACUUUUCUUGAUUUCGCACUCUCAAAGAAAAAAACCCCUUCAACUUCUAAUUGCAAUUAUAGCCCC